Messenger RNA from Oppiella nova, 1884 nucleotides. NCBI's taxonomy places the organism in Eukaryota, Metazoa, Arthropoda, Arachnida, Sarcoptiformes, Oppiidae. The record is from the annotation of a GenBank genome assembly.
AUGAAUGUGGACUUUCCCACACCCGACUCACCCAAUAAUAACAGGACUCCACGAAAUAUAACUAUUUUAUUACUGGGUGAGACCGGUGUGGGAAAGUCUACUUUCAUCAACGCGUUCAUCAAUUACUUGACUUACGAGACCUUGGAUGAGGCCAGUCGUAGUCCCAGAUGUCUAAUACCCGUCUCAUUUACGAUCGCUGAUCAGCGAACCUAUAAGUCCCAAACAGUUAGGUUAGGUACGGUCGACACCAAUGAAAACACGCAAAACACCACCGAAUCGGCCACACAGUAUCCCCGGUGUUAUCAAUUCACUAAUGAUUCAAUUGUGCUCAACAUCAUCGAUACUCCGGGUAUUGCCGACACUAGUGGCAUCGAUAAAGAUAAGACAAAUAUGAGAAAUCUGUUGCAAUUUAUCUCUAAUUAUCCGGAAAUUAACGCCAUUUGUGUGCUCUUAAAGCCUAACAACGCUAAGGUUGACGUGUCUGCGGCCGAUAACAUACUGUUCCUGUUUACUAACGCCCGGUCCACUCACUAUGCACCGGGAGAGUCGGGGCCGGCAUUAAUGGCAUUGUUAGAUGUUAUUAAGCAAAGGCCUCCCAAUGUGGACAUAGAGUACAGCCGGGAUACUAUCUAUUGCUUCGAUAACGAGGCCUUUCGUUACGCCGUGGCUACCGGUCCUCCAAAUAAUAUGGUUUUUGGUGAUGACUUUCAACGCGAUUAUCGGAAUAGUUGGAAACGUUCAAUAGAAGAAUGCGAGCGACUAAUGGAUCGGAUUAUAAAACUAAAUCCUCACAAAGUGAUGGACACCCUAUCCCUCAAUAACGCCAAACAAAACAUACUUCUAUUGACUCAACCAUUGGCUGACAUCGCGAAGAACAUCGCCGAUAACCAAAAGCAAUGUGAGAUACAUAAGCGCCGUAUACGUGAACACAAGGGCUCUAUCGAGGAACUGGAGAAAGAGCUAUAUAUCCCUUCCGUGGAAGUAGUGUCGACCCUACUGUACAAACCAGUAACAGUGUGUGGGCACAAAAAUUGUUGCGAAGUAUUGAAUGAGACAGGUAACAUCAAGACCCAUUACAAAACCUAUUGCCAUUCACCAUGCUACUUGAACUCCGACGAUGGUAAUGUGGUGGGUAAUACAGGCUUGUUGGAUUGUCAAGCGUUUAAUAAGUACGAGCGCACUGGCCCAGAUAACUAUGUCGACCCGAGCAACCUACAACCUGAUCAAAGUUAUGAGAUUAAUUCCGAUGGUAAAGUUAAAGCUACACCAACCAAGCGCGUUCAAUCAGAAAACUGUAAUAAUUGUGGCCAUAGUUAUCAGGUACAUUUACAUACUAACUACGAAACACAAAUGAAAAACAUCAAGGUAGUUGAUAAGACUAAAUUGACAAAGAUCACUAACGAUAAGGAGAAAGUAGAGGCUAAAGAGUCUAAAAUCAAGGAACUGGAGGCUAAAAUGAGUGAACUAUCGCAUGAGACCCGGACUAUCAGCACAUGUAUGGCUCGGUUCGCGUGUUUCCUAAAACAUAACGCUUUGACCCCUUUUAACGACGCGUUCGGCGAUUAUGUCAAGCAUUUGAUCGAAAACGAGAAAAGGGGCGGAAGUGUAGCCGAAAAGGACAGUCGACUUACGGUUCAAAAGUUGGAGGAAGUGCUGGACAGGUAUAACAAGGAGUCGGCCGUCAUUAUGAAGGAAUUGGAGAGGGCUGGCCCGAGAAAGUCCGAGAUAUCGGUGAAAGAUAUCGAGGAGAGUAUCCGUGAAUUGUGUCAAUUGAAACACAGUGGCGGAACAAUUAGGAAGAUGUUGGACGUCCAGAAGCAGUUCAAGGCCCAGUGCCAUCAGUACGCUAAAGUGGUGGUCAAUGAGUUGCCUAGGUUACCCUGA